Syzygium oleosum is the source of this 856-nucleotide messenger RNA. RefSeq lists its product as uncharacterized. Lineage: Eukaryota; Viridiplantae; Streptophyta; Magnoliopsida; Myrtales; Myrtaceae. Gene Ontology annotation, biological process: mitotic cell cycle; microtubule cytoskeleton organization. Bases 1 to 594 code for a protein of 197 amino acids. Gene Ontology annotation, cellular component: cytoplasm; microtubule. Gene Ontology annotation, molecular function: structural constituent of cytoskeleton; GTPase activity; GTP binding. The transcript is spliced from 2 exons. The record is from RefSeq and is a predicted model, not a curated record.
AUGGUGCUUUCCAAUGGGCGGCGCGUGAGGUCGAGUACGGCGCGCGAGGUCAAGUACGGCGGGCCACUGACCUCUCGCGGUUCCCAGCAGUAUCGCGCAUUGACAGUGCCAGAACUCACACAACAGAUGUGGGAUUCCAAGAACAUGAUGUGCGCUGCUGACAAAAGGCACGGUCGCUACCUUACUGCGUCGGCCAUGUUCAGGGGCAAGAUGAGUACCAAGGAGGUUGAUGAGCAAAUGAUAAAUGUGCAGAACAAGAACUCUUCCUACUUUGUGGAGUGGAUUCCGAACAAUGUGAAGUCCAGCGUGUGCGACAUUCCUCCCAGGGGACUUUCCAUGGCUUCCACAUUCACUGGGAAUUCGACUUCCAUCCAGGAAAUGUUUAAGAGGGUGAGCGAGCAGUUCACUGCCAUGUUCAGGAGAAAGGCUUUCUUGCACUGGUAUACCGGUGAAGGAAUGGACGAAAUGGAAUUCACCGAGGCGGAGAGCAACAUGAAUGAUCUCGUGUCCGAGUAUCAGCAAUAUCAAGAUGCGACUGCCGAUGAGGAAGGCGAUUAUGAAGAUGAGGAGGAGGAAAUACCGGAUGACGUGUGAGAGUUAGCAGCGGAAGUGUAAUGGAUGCAUGAGUGUUUGUUAUUGCGUUAUUACGUGUCUGCGGUAGUAUCAAGGGGCUACUGGACCGGUAGGGAAAAGAACUUGCUAAUAUCAUUUUGGAAGGUCCGGGAUCGGGUGGUGUUCGCGAUAUCUUUUUACCUUGUUGUUGGUUCCAGAUGUGUCGUCCUUUUUCUCUCAUUCUACAGACAACAACAUUUCAUGUGAAUCUAUCAUAUGUUCAUCUGCGAUCUCCAUUUUGCUA